UUCUUCUUCCCUAGUGUCAUUUUCCAAGAUAUACUCUCGAGGUGCACCACACCCAAAUCCUUCAUCUCUCUUCUAUUUCCUUUCCAUGCACUUUCUGGGUUUUUUUUUCUUCUUCUAAUUAUUCUUUAAAUUUAAUUUCAUGAAUCCUUUUUUUUUUCUAUUAGCUUGACAACACACAUGCUUCUUUUUUUUCUCUCUCUCUAUCUAACUUUCACUUACUCUUUCUUGAGGCAUGUUUGUUUGUUGAAGAAGAUUUAUGAGUCUUUAGUUCUUUAGCCUCUCCUUCCUUUAAGCUCUUGUCCUUCCCUUCCUCCUUCCUUCUUCCCCCUUUAGGCUUUAAAGCAUAAAUCAACAACUCCUCUUUCAAAGCUUUUUAUCUAUUCUUGUACCAAAACCAAAUCUCUCCCUCACAUAUAUUCUUUCUCAAGAAGAACACAAAAGAUUGUAGAUCACCCACUUGACUGCAAACUUUACUUUUUUUUCCUUCUCAUUUGCUUGCUCCCAAUUGUUAAAUUAGCCAAGAAAAAGGAAAAAGAAGAAGAAGAAGAAGAAGAAGAAGAAGAAGCAAUUAUCUGGUAAAGAAACCAAGCGAAAAUGCCAUUAGAAGAGGUUUUCGUUGAAUCCUCUUCAAACCCACUUCCUGAUCUUUCUUUACAUAUUAGUCCUCCCAAUACCUCGCCUUCUUCAGUAUCCUACACCGUCAACAGUAUUAAUAAAUCAGAUACAAGCUUCAAUCUUUUGAUGAGCAGACAAGUAGGCAUCCAUAAAUCCAACAAUAUUAGCUCCAUGAGUACUAGUGAUUCUCAUGCUUACAGUACUGAGCUAUCACUAGCACACCCAGCAAGUGCCCUCGACGAAGAAACCAGAAACAGAAGGAAUUUCACUGGUGCUGGAACUGAAGAACCACCGCACAAUCCUUAUCAACAAAGUCACCACCACCACCACCAUCAUCUUCACCAUUCUAGCGCUAACCUAAGUAAUAUAAAUCAUGGGGUUUCUCGACUUGAUGUGUCUGAUGGUUUGAGGCCUAUUAAAGGUAUUCCAGUUUAUCACAACCGUUCAUUUCCUUUUCUUCCUUCAGAACAGUCAAGAGAGAAUAAAGAUCCCAAGAUGUGCUUCUACCAAAUGCCCUAUCCUUCUUCCUCUUUGUGCUCUCCUUCUGUUUCUCCUCACACUUCUUCACCUUAUUAUAUUGGAGGAGCAGGAGGUUUAGAUCCUAUGUCCAUGCUUAAUUCAUCUGGACCUAAUCAAUCUGCUUCUGCUUACAAUCGUUUAGCACCGAUUACAAGGUUUAAUGGGCUUUCAAUGGAUUCUUUCAAAUCCCACCAACUGCACCACCAGGUUCACCACCACAAUCAGUAUGGAGUUGGAUCCGGCGAGGCUUCUCAUGGGUUGCUCAGAUCAAGAUUCUUGCCUAAACUUCCCACAAAGAGGAGCAUGAGAGCACCGAGAAUGAGAUGGACUAGCACUCUUCAUGCUCGAUUUGUACACGCCGUUGAGCUUCUUGGGGGCCAUGAAAGAGCUACUCCAAAGUCAGUUCUUGAGCUCAUGGAUGUGAAGGAUCUAACAUUAGCUCAUGUGAAGAGCCAUUUACAGAUGUAUAGAACUGUUAAGACCACUGACAAGCCUGCAGCCUCCUCAGGCCAAUCAGAUGGAUCUGGAGAAGAAGACAUAUCACCAAUGGGCAAUGGUUCCGGUGACCGAGGCCUACGACAAUUUAGUGAUCAGAGAGGACCUACAGAUGGGGCAGCAGUGCAACAAGAAAUGGACUACCCUUCUGCUGCUACUACUCUCUGGAGUAAUUCUUCAAGCAAUAGAGAAAUUUGGCCACUGACAAACUCCAAUGACAUGGAUGGAUACAGAGAAUCAACAUUACAGUCACAGUCAUUAGAUGGAUAUAGAGAAGCAGCAUUACAGUCACAACAAAGGUCUGGACACACAAUUGAGGAAUGCAAUUCAACUCGGCUGAAAGGCUACUUAGGAAUGAAUUUGGAUUGCAAGAAUCCAAGCUUGGAGUUCACAUUAGGCAGACCAGACUGGCAAGGAAAUGAACAUAAUUAAUAUAAUUCUAUUAAAUAUAUUUCUUCUAUAGUUCUUUUUAUUUGAAUCUUCUUGGCUAUUUCAUUAGUAUUUUUGCAAGAAUGAGAAGGCAUAGAGUUAUAUAUAUAAAUAUGUGCUUGUUAUCAAGCAAGAAAGGAGAGGAGAGGAGGAAUGAAGAGGGUGGGUUGAUUUCUUUCGAGUUCAAUGCAUUCAAGUUUUUUUUUUUUUUUUUUUUUUUUUUUUUGUAUUGAAACAUGUUUCUUCAAAGUUUUGUAUGUGGCUAGUUGACUAGCUGGCUAGAGUUAUAAUG
Messenger RNA from Manihot esculenta (cassava), 2350 nucleotides. Its product is annotated as transcription repressor KAN1. Lineage: Eukaryota; Viridiplantae; Streptophyta; Magnoliopsida; Malpighiales; Euphorbiaceae. Bases 595 to 2061 code for a protein of 488 amino acids. Gene Ontology annotation, molecular function: transcription cis-regulatory region binding. Gene Ontology annotation, biological process: regulation of DNA-templated transcription; abaxial cell fate specification. Gene Ontology annotation, cellular component: nucleus. The record is from RefSeq and is a predicted model, not a curated record. The transcript is spliced from 6 exons.